UUUCCUCCAAUCGGUAAUGACAGUGGCAACCAGCCAGGACGCGAUCGUCUGGUUUGGUGGCCCUGAAGCACUAGAAAACUAGCUAGCUAACCAGUUAGACCAUCACCACUGCGGAGCGUAUAUCGCCUGAGGAUACAAAGGGGAGAUUUGUAUAAGUUACCUAAGAGAGAAACGAUAGAGAAGGUAGAGGUAGGAUAAAUGGAAACGACGGUUUCGGUUUCGGAACAGGACUGCCUGGACCACCUCAAGGAGGAGGUGGGGGAGGAUGGAACGGAGGACAAGGGGGACAAGGACGCCAAGGAGGAUGGAAUGGAAAUGGAUGAGGAUGGAAUAACGGGAACGGAGGAAAUUGGAAUAGUGGAAACGGAAGAAACUGGAGUAACGGGGGAGGUAGUAACGAAAAUGGAGGUAACUGGAACAACGGAGGAAAUUGGAACAACAAUGGAGGAGGGGGAAACAACGGAGGAGGAUGGAACAAUGAAGGAGGAGGUCAACGAAGAGGAUCUAAAUGCUACAACUGCGGACAGUUCAGACAUAUCGCGCGAGAAUGCAAUAAUCAACGACCGUACUUCCAAGGACAACAACUAAAUUACCAAACGCCGCAGCAGACUAACUACCAAGCGCCGCACAUGAAUGAGA
This is a messenger RNA of Chara braunii, 639 nucleotides long. The record is from the annotation of a GenBank genome assembly. Lineage: Eukaryota; Viridiplantae; Streptophyta; Charophyceae; Charales; Characeae.